This is a messenger RNA of Carica papaya (papaya), 1456 nucleotides long. RefSeq lists its product as uncharacterized. The record is from RefSeq and is a predicted model, not a curated record. NCBI's taxonomy places the organism in Eukaryota, Viridiplantae, Streptophyta, Magnoliopsida, Brassicales, Caricaceae.
UGAACUCCUAUUUAGAAAGAAAACAAAAAAUCAAGUUUAAAAAACCAUGUAAAAAUAUGAUUUCAUCUUCUUCCCUCUCUACUAGCUUUCUUCCCCUUUCUCAACCCUUCAAUACCAAACAAGAUCACUACAAUUCUCUUUUCAAAAACCAUAAUCAAACAACACCACCUUGCAAUAAUAUCAAGCCUUUGAUAAUUCAAAGAAGCUACUCCUCUUCUAAUCCAAACCAUGAACAUGGGUCGGCUUUGAUGGCAAUAAGUGAUGACAAUAAGAGCUCAUCUGGGUCUCCAGAAGAAGAGCGUGGAGCAUUAGAGACUGUGCUGAAGUUCUAUAUCGCGAUUAAGAAUCGAAAUGUUUGCGAGCUCUCUGAUAUCAUUGGAGAUGAAUGUCAAUGCAUCUGCAAUUUCAUCUCUUAUUUGGAACCUUUACAGGGGAAAAAGCAAGUGGUAGAAUUCUUCAAAUGGUUGGUCAAAUACAUGGGAGAUAAUGUAGAGCUUGUGGUUAAACCAACGUUGCAUGAUGGAAUGAAUGUUGGGGUUACUUGGAAGCUAGAAUGGAAUAAGACACAUGUGCUUCUGGGUUCUGGCUUCAGUUUUCAUGUUUGCCAAAUCUACAAGGGAAAAGUCAUCAUAAGGAAUGUGGAGAUGUUCAUUGACCCAAUCCUCCAUCUUGAGCCCUUGAGAUUGGAGCUGAUAGCUUCUGCCAUGAAGAUAAUUGACAAGUUAAGCUCUUAUGCAACAAUACUGAAUAGCAGGAAAAGAGCUGCAUGCGUAUUGUUGCUCAGCCUACUUUUCAUGGUAGCCAUUCUCACAAGAAGACCUUCAUGGAUAUUCCUCACUCUAUUCUUCUUGUCUGCCAUUCUCUUCUUCUCCAAACCAGAUAAUGGAAGACCCAUUUUCUAAGUUCUUUUUUCUUCUUAAAUUAAUUAAAGAAAUUAUUAUUUAUCCUUAAAUUCAUCAAAGAACAAGUCAAACUUAUAUCUAAAAGAACCUUUCAAGUAUCAAAUUCUCAAGAGUUCCAACACCACAAUUGGCUUUCAUGAUCUCAUCCAUGUUCAAUACUUGAAUCUCUGUAAAACUUGCAACGGCAGCUUGGAAAUUUAAGGGGGGGGAAAAUUCAUACUUCGUUCUAACCUAUCAAGUGAAUAGUAUACAAUACUAGAUUGCCAAUAAAAUGACAAGAAAAGCAGCUUGAAGUUAACAAGAUAUACAAGUUUGUUCCCCAAGUAAAAUGAUAUGUAUCAUUGCAUAACAGAGUUCUAACUUUUGAGGUUAGCAUCAGAUGCGAUACCGACAAUAAGAUCCAACAGAAAGCCUAAUGGAGUGAUGGCAUAAAUACAAACAUCCUUGCCAUUCACCCAUAUUACAUGUUCAUUCUAGACAUAGAUUCCCAGGGGUGUAAACAUCAUAUCAUCAUCUACCAUGUCAAUGCACAUAAUUAACAAAAAAGAAAAAAA